UUCACAUCAUUUACACCUACGUUUCUACUACCCGCUCGUUAUUAAAAACGUUGUAUAGGUAUACAUAUAAAAAAUCGUAAACAAUUGGAUCUCGUAAUAACGGAAAAUAAAUCGCGCGUAUACGUAAAUAAAUAUAUAAGGUGCCGAAAAAAUGUUGAUGCGAGUUGCAUUUAGUUUGGAUUCUGUAUUAGUUUUAAGUUUAUGUGUAUUUAUCGUUUUGGAAAGUGCAAGGGCUGUUCCCACAGAGGUGAAAUCCAGGAGUAAGCGUUAUCUAAAAGGUUACUGCAACUGUCAAUGCGGUGUGGUGAAUAGACAACAGCGGGUAGUAGGGGGCAAUAUCACAAAAGUAAACGAAUUUCCCUGGAUUGCGGGGAUCAGCCACGGUGGUACUUAUCACUGCGGAGCGGCCUUAAUCACACGGCGUCAUUUAUUGACAGCCGCUCAUUGCAUUAACGGAUUUGACUUUAACGAACUGACAGUAACUUUGGGAGAUCACGAUAGACUAGAUCUCGAUCGGCACUACUCUAUAGAGGUUAGAGGUCUAAGAAGCGUGAGGAAACACGAGCACUUUGACAAAGCAAGUUUUAACAACGACAUUGCCAUUUUAGAAAUGGAUUCUCCUGUCGAUUUUAAUCACAGAAUUCAACCAGUUUGUCUACCAAACGACGAAUUUUUAGAUUACGCCGGAAGGAUUGGUAUUAUCGCUGGUUGGGGCAAAACUAAGGAAAAGGGGGAGAUUUCUACAGUUUUGAGGAAAGUUGCUGUUCCCGUGUGGUCUAGGAGGGAUUGCUACAAUUCCGGUUACGGCGAGAGGAAAAUUUCCGAAAAUAUGUUUUGCGCUGGGUACCCCGAAGGUGGGAUUGAUGCCUGUCAGGGUGAUAGUGGUGGACCCUUGCAACUAAGUAACUCAUUUGGAGACAUGGAAAUUAUAGGGGUGGUUUCAUGGGGACGAGGGUGUGCUCGAAAGAAUUUACCUGGAGUUUACACCAAAGUGGUGAACUACCUACAUUGGGUAGAAGAAAGUAUCGAAGACGAGUGUUUAUGUCGCAACGCGGCUAGAAGAUUUUAAUGGUCCCGGUUCCAUGUUAUUUAAUUCAAUUAUUCGUGAAUACUAAUAAUUCUUCGAACAAUUUAUUCGGUAUUGUCCAAUCAUUUUAUAUGCAUAGUAUUUAUUUUUUGCCAUAUGUUCAAGGAAAGGUCAAUCAGUCCAAAUUUUUCAUUUGAAUUUGCAUACCUUACGUAUCGAUCACACCAUUAUGUUUGCAAUGUCGCUUUUUUAUAGUUCUCUUUUGCAUUCUGGCCAUGUUUUAACACUUUGUUUUUUUAAGGCUUAUUUCACUAUAUUGUUUUAAUUUUUGGCAAUACAUUAAAUUGGGCUCACCAAACUGCGUACUUUUUAGUGUUAUUGCUAGAAUAUCAAAGUAGGGUUUUGUUUUGCUUUAUUUUUUUGAAGCUUUAUAUAUACGCCCUUAUUUAAUGUUUAAACGUUCGUUUAAGUUGCUUGUUAUUAUAAACCCAAAAAUUCUAUUUGUGCCAAACAUUUUAGCUGUAGAUUAUUAGAAAUAUUAUACAUCUAUGCCAAAGA
Molecule: messenger RNA, 1585 nt
Organism: Cylas formicarius (sweet potato weevil)
Lineage: Eukaryota; Metazoa; Arthropoda; Insecta; Coleoptera; Brentidae
Product: trypsin-1-like
Exons: 7
Coding region: 152-1069 (305 amino acids)
Biological process (GO): proteolysis
Molecular function (GO): serine-type endopeptidase activity
Source: RefSeq, a predicted model, not a curated record